AGGCUCAAAAUUCGGCACGAGGUGUCGGGGCAUGUGCCCGCGCGGGCCCGUCGGCCGGGCGCGCUGGGCAGGCCAAGGAGAGGGCUGCUGGCUGGGCUGAGCCACGGAUGCAGUUGCCCGAGCCGGUUGCCAAUGGCGCAGCAGGGCGUGGGGACCUGCCAUCUCGCUGUGCAGAGUGCGGCACAACCCUGGCGGAUGCCCUGGUUCUCACCUGCGGGCACGACCUCUGCCUCAACUGUGCCGCUAGAGCCCUCUCCCGGACGCGCUCGCAGAGCGGGCGCGCCAUCCGCUGCGUGCUGUGCUCCAGCGUGACCGAGCUGGUGGAGGAUGCCGUCUCGGCGCUCACCGCCAGGGGCGCCUCCAGGGGGCCGUCCGCGAGCGUGGCUGCCACGACGCCAGGUGCGUCUGCCGCUACGGCGUUGCAGACCGCCGCGGCGCUGCAGUCCGCGGCCACCGCCGCCUCCAACGCUGCGUUCGACCGCAUAGACGCCAACCACGACGGGGUGAUUACGCGCGACGAGCUCAGCCGCGCAAUGUCCGGCGGGGCGCCGCCGAUGGGUGCGACCAGCGUCCGCGGGGCGUGCGGAGGUUGUGGCCCAGGGCUGCUCUCGCAAGCGCGCGGCCAAGCCGCGCCGCCGCAGCCCCAGCAGGCCGCGUGGCAGCUCGGCGGGCGGCGCU
Molecule: messenger RNA, 678 nt
Organism: Prorocentrum cordatum
Lineage: Eukaryota; Dinophyceae; Prorocentrales; Prorocentraceae
Source: the annotation of a GenBank genome assembly